Triplophysa rosa is the source of this 4426-nucleotide messenger RNA. It is a transcript of the gene ccdc30, whose product is annotated as coiled-coil domain containing 30. The coding region runs from base 652 to 4296 and encodes 1214 amino acids. The record is from RefSeq and is a predicted model, not a curated record. The transcript has 28 exons. Lineage: Eukaryota; Metazoa; Chordata; Actinopteri; Cypriniformes; Nemacheilidae.
CCAAGCUACUGCAUUCAGCAGCAACAAAAUACUUGGUAGGCCUCAGUGGUCACGAUCACACUGGUGCUUCUUCGGUAUUUGCUAGCCAAUAGUCACCAUUAAGUGUUUUACGAUCGAUCUUAAAGCACAAGGACAAUCAGGUUUUAUUUUACUUUUAGCAGUCGUCUGGAGGAUUAGUAGCGUGACGCGUGCGCAACUAGCCCGUUAGCCAAAGUUAGCGGACGAACACUUAGGUCAGAAAACUUUUUGUUUUAUUAAGCAUUACACGAGAACGGAAUUGUUUUUAUUUUAUAACCAAAGCAACAUUAGUCUGGAUGAAAAAGACAACAUUUGAUUGACGGAUGUUGAGGGCGUGUUUGUUGCUGUGGACAUUAUGCAGAGCCAUUUGUUGCCGUUCUUCAUAAUAUAUUAAAGGAGUUUGAACAUAUAGCAUGUAGUUGUGUUCAUCUUAAUUCAUGCGCACUUGAAUAACUCGUAACACAGUUAUCUAGUGUUGGGUGUGUUUUUAUUCCAAAGUGAUGGUUAAGUCGGAGGCUGCCAUGGGCGCUUUGGCUGGCAAAUAUUGGAAACCACAAUCUGAACUUUGUUCUCAUAAACACUCUUGGCUAAUUUGCAAGUGAUGCACGGACCUCAGUUGUGCUGUAACUGGCCAUGGAGCAAAGAGAGGAAAAGGAGCUGGAGGAGAUCAGCCUCCGCUUGCGCAGGGACGGUCUGUCCCCCGAGGCUCCGUUGGAGGAGCGUGAGCGCCACCUGUGGCAUCUGCUCCAGUCCAGUGAGAGCAGUUUGACCUCAGCCACAGAGGACCUGCAAACUUUACGCACACAGCAGGCCAGCGAGAUGCGAGAGGUGGAAAAUUACGUGGAGCAUAUUCGAAGAAUGCUGGAGGAGCGUGAAUCUCUUACGGCGGAGUACGAGCGUGAGAACGAACAGCUUCGUGCUGAGCUCGCUCAGAUGAAACACCAGCAGGACUCGCAGUGUAAGGAGGUGGUGGAGAUGCUGGAGCAGGAGGGUCUGGCAGAGAUCAGCCAGAGCAGCGCCAGUGAGCAGGUGGCUUAUCUGCUGGUAGAGAGAGUUACGCUGCUGGAGAGACUGGAGGCUGCUGAGAGAAAGCUGGACACUCAGACACUCACCGGCAACCUCAGAGAGGUGCAUCUGCAGGAGGAGCUGGAUCGUAUCCGUCACACAAUGGAAGAGGAACUAAGGCAAACCAUGCAGCAUGCGAAGGAAAAUGUAAACAAGGAAUCAUCAGUUCAAAGUCCUUGGAGGAAGUUCUUUGGUGUGCGCAAGGCUACACUUAGAGCACAGAACCUUGUUCCUACCCACAAUGAUGAGCUCAAUAGAGAGCGCACAGAGCGUCAGAGGUUGGAGAGGGAUCUGGAAGAGGCAUCAAGUCGUCUUGCUAUGGCACAUAAAGAGAUUCGCCACCUGACGGAUGAGCUGGAUGUGGCUCGUAUGGUCCAGAAUUUGUGUGCACCAGACCUGCAGAAGACUGGAGAGGAAGUGGAGCAGUUAAAACAGGAAGUGGACAAGCUUAAACAUUGUGAUAUGGUGGAGCUGCAGAAAGCCAAGGAACGCAAUGAAAGACUGGAUGGGGAGAUUCGAGUGUUGCGGGAUAGAGUUCGCUCCUUGGACACAGAGAGGAAGACUCUUAUUGAACUGGUUGAACAAUCCAAGAUGCACUUGAAUCAAGGGAAUAAUGUCAAUCCAGAUCCCUCUCCAGCUACUCGGGAUGAGAUACUUCAUAAAAAGUGUCGGAGGGCGUCUGAAGAUAAGGACAGCCGUCUGCGGGAGCUGGAGAGGAGGUUGCAGAAACAGCAGCGAGAGCACGAGGACCUGGUGGAGAGAAACGAGGAGUUGGAGGCUCUGCUGGGGGAGGCGCAGAAUGCGGCAAAGGCCGAGCGAGAGCGACAUGAGUGUGAGAUGGAGGGCUUACAGAGAAAGAUUAAAAGUAUAGAACACGACAUGAAUAAGAGGAACACUAAGAAACCUGAGAAGAACAGUGAAGAUCAGGUUAAAGGAUCUGGCUCAGAGCUUAAAGAGAGCGUUCAAGAAAGACUUCAGUUUCUUGAAGGUCGGCUUGCUGAGGAGAAAGGUUGGAGGAAACAGCUUGAGGUGGACCUGUCCGUAGCUCAGUCUACUCUUAAAAAGGAGAAAGAGGUCAUGCAGAGAGACCAUGAGGAGCUGAAGAGGUUGCGUGUGGAGGUUCAGAGACUGGAGGCAGAAUGUCGACAGGGCAAGACACUUAACAAAAACCUCACGCAGAUUAAAGGAGAAAAGGGAAUCUUGGAAGACAAGGUGGCCCAGUUGGAGCGCGCUCAGACGCGACUUCAAGACAACCUGACACUUCAGACAGAGAACAGUCGGACCGAAGAGGACCUGAGAGAGAGCAGGGCGCAGGUGGCAGAGCUGAAGUCAAUGGUGGAAAAGCUGAGAACAGAAUUGACCCGAUUGGAGAAGGAACACAACAGACUAAGGGACGAGCUGAUGGAGAAGCGUGGUCAUGUGAUGCAGCUACAGAAGGAGCUCAGUGAGAAAGCCCAGGACAGGCUUCAGACCGAUGGAGAGAGGGAGAGACUCCUUCUGGAGCUCCAGCAUGUUAAACAGCAGCUCCAGCAGAUAGCCAGACCUUCACAAGAGCACACGACCAACCUUAUACCCAUCGCAGAGAAUGAGGGGCUGUGUCAGCUGGCCUGUGUGAAGUCAGAGAUGAGUAAACUCAACUCCACGCUGGAGGAGGAGAGACAGCUGGCCGGCCAACACCUGCUGGCCCUGCAGGCCCAGAUCAGUGAAGCUCAGGCCCGGGCUAAGGCUCAAGACUCGCUCCUGCAGCAGAAAGGAGAGGAGAACAAACAGCUAAAACAAGACUUGCAAAGAAUCCAGCACCUGUUCACCUCUGCUGAACGAGAGCUACGCUACGAGAGAGAGAAAAAUCUAGAUCUUAAGAGACACAAUGCACUGCUGGAGCAAGAGAAGCUCAAGCUAUGUGCAGAGCUGAAGCAGGCCCAGGCCAAAGCGUCCCAGCUGGAAGGAAGUACAUUAGAGCAGCUGGCAGAGCUGGAGAAACUGCAGCAGAGGGCCAGAGAUCUGGAGCUGGAGAUGGCCAGAAGCUCUCAGAGCAGACAGACUAACAGCAGCUUAAUGGAGGAGCUGAAUGCAGAGCGGGCACGCGUGAUCGCUGCCGACAAGAAGGUUGUAGAUCUGCAGCAGCAGCUGAAGAACACCCUGCACCAGCUGCGUCUGGAGGAGGCCCGAGCAGGAGAGACCAGCCAACUGGAAAGAGACACCAGAGAUAUGUCUGAUAACCUUUCUGCCCUCAGAGCCAGAAUGCAAGAGGAACAGCUGCAGAGGAAAUUGCUUGAGCAGAAAGAUGAGGAACUCCAGCAGCAGGUGCGUUCGUUGCGGGUGAAGGAGGCGAAUCUGACGCGUGCCAACUCUGAACUGUCUCAUCGCGUACAUGAGCUGGAGACUCGGCUGCAGGUGCUGGAGAGUGAACUCGACACGUCCAGAGAUGAGCAUAAACUCAGUCAGAGGAGCUGCCAUAGGCUUGAAGAGCAACUUCUCUCCUCUCAGCACGAGUCUGAGAGACUGCAAGAGGAACUCAAACUGGUCGUCCAGCAACUUGACAUUAACAUCAGGAGACACAUUGAGAAACAGUCCCAGCAUAAAACCAAGUUACGCAGCGCUAAACAGAUCUUCAUGAAGACAGUAACGCAACAUGAACACAGGAUCCAGCAGCUGGAGAAUGAUCUGGCUCUAGCAACAAGCCUCUCAGAGAAGGAGAAGGACUGGAUUAGGACCGUGACGGAAGAAAAUGACCAGCUUCUCCUGGAGAGACGAGAACUUCUGCAGCGUAUAAGUGAGGCAGAAGAGAUGGGAAACAAUGGACUGAGAACAGCCACUACCAUCCAGCAGAGGGUUAAAUUCCUGGAGAUGGAGAAUAAACAGCUGCAAGAUAAAACACUAACACUGGCCAAUCACAUAGGAAUUUUAGACCGUGCUUUGAGAAAGCUUCAGUCUGUGUGUACUGCUGAGGAGGUGAAGAAAAUGUUUCCUUCUGGAGCCGAUGGUCUGUUGCGGACGUCCUCUCCAAGUCCAAUACAUGGGCUCUGUGACUCGUGGGGAAUAUUAGAUGCCAUUCGCAAAGUGGGCGAGCCUGGAGUGAAGAGCCUGGAGAUCUCACCUGUGCCCAUCUCGCAAUCCACUGAGGUGGGUUACCUAAACGUGACCUCGCCUGUGGCUCCCAACCCCAGAUCAGAGCAGGGAGAGCGUCUCAGUGCCACCAGUGAUGAGACCUAAGAGACUUACAGUGUCUGACAGUUUGAAAAGGAAGACCGGCGCGUGAAUGAAAUACCACUUAAUGGAAGAAAAAAGCGAGCAAGGAAGUGCAGGGAAGCUCAGAUGAGUGAGAUGCGGAUGGGGAUGCCAG